Solea senegalensis (Senegalese sole) is the source of this 2124-nucleotide messenger RNA. RefSeq names its product forkhead box protein P2-like. The transcript is spliced from 12 exons. Gene Ontology annotation, molecular function: DNA-binding transcription repressor activity, RNA polymerase II-specific; RNA polymerase II cis-regulatory region sequence-specific DNA binding. Gene Ontology annotation, cellular component: nucleus. Bases 170 to 1300 code for a protein of 376 amino acids. Gene Ontology annotation, biological process: regulation of transcription by RNA polymerase II. The record is from RefSeq and is a predicted model, not a curated record. Lineage: Eukaryota; Metazoa; Chordata; Actinopteri; Pleuronectiformes; Soleidae.
GCAGCAGCAGCUCCUCCAGGUGCAGAGACCAGCCCUGUCUUCUCCUGCCGUCUGUCCAGUUGGCUUCAACCCAGCAGAGAUUCAGCAGCUAUGGAAAGAGCUCACAAAUGGAGAAAGUGACGAUAAAGCGUCUGCUGAGAGCAAUCCCGAGUUUCCUGGUAACAGUUUCAUGUCAACACAAGUCACAGCGAGACAGACCAGUGGCCUGCAGUCGUCUUCUUCUCUCAGGGCAGAGCGUGCUGAUUACGCUGCUUUGCACGUCCUCUACAACCACGGUGUGUGUCACUGGCCUGGAUGUGAAUCAGUCUGUGAGAACUUGUACCAGUUUUUCAAACACAUUGGCAGUGAACACACUCUGGACGACAGAAGCACGGCCCAGUGCAGAGUCCAGAUGCAGGUGGUUCAGCAGCUUGAGCUUCAGCUCUGCAAAGAACGCCAGCGCCUGCGAGCGAUGACGUCUCACCUGCAUCUGCCGUCUUUAGAAGCUCAGUCGCUCUCUGCCCCCGCGAGUCGACAGUCACCACAGUCAGACGCAGACGCUGACCCUCAUGGUCCACAGCUCAGUUCAGUCACCAGCGACCUGCCCUCGCUGAGCCCAUCACACUUGGCACAAGCGCUGGCUCCUUCCCAGGAGUGUGAGGAGAAUUCACCCUCUCAUACAGAAUGUGCCAGCGCCAUAAGACACUGUCAACACCCUUUAGUCCAUUCACUGCCCUCAGAAAAUGAAUAUGAGCUCUACAAGAACAACGACAUCAGGCCACCUUUCACCUACGCAACACUGAUCAGACAGGCUAUUACAGAAGCACCAGACAUGCAGCUCACGCUCAACGAGAUUUACAACUGGUUCACACGGACGUUCGCUUAUUUCAGACGCAACGCUGCCACGUGGAAGAACGCUGUACGCCACAACCUGAGCCUGCACAAGUGCUUUGUGCGUGUGGAGAACGUGAAAGGUGCUGUGUGGACAGUGGAUGAGUCGGAAUAUCAGAAGAGGAGAUCCCAGAAAAUCACAGGGAGUCCUUCACUGAUCAAAAAAGUGUCCUCUAACAUCGCCAGUUUACAGACGGCACUGACGGAGGCUUCACUGCCACGACUCAAUCAGAGUGUAAGCAGAAACGCCGAGAGUCAAAGUCGGGAAAGCAAAGCAACUAAAGACAACAGCUACAGACUUCAGCAGUCACUGUUCCUUAAAGAUGAAGCGAUGAACCUCACUGGCCAUGAAUCUCAGUGGCCCCCGAUAAAAGUUGCCGCUGUGCGUCAGGACGUAGCUUACGGAGAGCACAUGUUUGACCUCGAAUGACCUUCAAGAGUGGAAAUGUCUGAUGAAAAGCAGCAAAGGAAGCCUUCGUUGAGUGUUUGGGGGAUGUAGGACCAUACAGUUGUGACUUUAUUUAAUAUACAUCUUACUGUGGUUCCAACUGUGGCCUGUGAGUAUUUUAAGCUGUAGAGCGUAACUUUUAAAUACUAGUAAAUGUCUGUUACAUUCAAACUAAUGUCAAAUGAAUUCAAACAAUGCUGGAAACACAGAGAGGAGAACGCUGCGGCUCAAAAACCACCCCAGUCCUUCAGCAAUGUUAUGGUAUAAAUAGCUUUGUUAGCAAAAACACAGAAACAUUCAGUUAUUUUCACUUUUUCGAGUCUAACACUGCCUGUUGUUUCCCGUUAACCCAGUACUUUUUCAAUCAGUCUGAGGCCUUUUUUAUUUUCAAAAGACAAAACAUGAGAUUUAACGCAAUUAAGUGUUGGUAGUCUAGUGAUAUUCGAUCUACAUUUUUCUGUACUCAAGAAAUCGUUCAUCGUUCUGGUUACAAACACACGUGCAGUCUGAGUAGUUUCUCCUCGUGUUUUCUCUGUAAAUAGAAAUAUAAUGAUCUGUGUGGUAUUAAGAUAACGUUCCUUUUUAUAGACAUGAAGCAAAGUUUUUAUGCUUUCGUGUAAAUAUAAAACAGCACUGGUGUUUUUUAUUCGCGGUUGUAUAACAUAUUUAUUAUGAUGAACGACUGUUCCAUAAUUCCUCUUUUAUAAACAUUUGAAGGUUAAAAAACAGUUGAAAUCCAUGCUGAGUGAAUACACUCAACAACCUGUAUCGUGUUCUGUCCAGUGCAUCCCAUCACAGUGAAUAAA